GCAAAGAGGCAACAUAUUGUCCUUUUUGUAUGAUAUAUAUACCCUAGCUUUGCGCAGUGUCGGUGGCUUGUGUAUGUAGAGUAAUUCGCCGUGUGUCAUUAUAUACAUCUCACUGCUCCUUGUCUUCAAAAAACGCACGUUACUUGCCAUGGGCUUGGGUUUUUUCGCGCCUUCGCAACACCAGCAGCAGCAAGGCAUUCAUGAUAGUCUUCUGAUAGAGGCUGAUCUUUUCGGAAAGCCGUCUGAAACUAGCUUGGGCAACGUCGAGGAUGGCCACAAGCCUACAAGACCAGUGUCGACAUUCGGUCAGCGAGUAAUCGUCGCGAUAUUAUUCUUGGCGGCCUUCAUAGGUGCCCUAAAGUACAUGUCUAGCGCAUCCUUGAUGGGUAUUAUCGCAUCCCUUUCCACGUCUGACUCGUCUUCGCUUUCGGCAGCAUUCAACCGCAAGUGUGAAGCUCUUCUCACACCUCCUCCGAAGACCUAUUCUAAUCGCCUCGACUCUCUCGUUUCGGAAUUGCCUCAGUCAACAGUAUGGAUUGCAGAGCCAGGCCCAUCUGCAUCCUAUUUUAUCGGUGGGUUCUCUACCCAAGACUGGUGGUUAUCCGAAAGACCAUUCUUUGUGGCCAUCGGGCGUUUUUCUCAAGGAUCUCCAAGAAUCUUCCUGGUUACUCCCGAAUUUGAGGCGUUGCGAGCUAGCCUGAUCGAACUCCCCAAGGAUUUGGAUGGGUUAGUGACCUGGGUGAAAUGGAGGGAAGACCAAAGUCCCUAUGAGGCUCUCAAGGCGGCGUUAGAUGAUGAGAUAAACGCAUUUGUUCUGGAUGGGUUGACUCGGCAGUUCGUUGCAGAAGGGCUAAGAAACGUGCUGAGGGAGGAGAAGAAUUAUGAAGUAUUGGAGAAGAUUGGGCUGAUUAGAGAGAGAAAGAGCCACUGGGAAGUGGGGUUACUCAGAUGUGCCAAUCAGAAAACUUUGCAUGCAAUUCGAAAAACGAGAAAGAGAAUGCAUUUGGGCAUCAGCGAAUCAAAGACUAGUCGUAUACUGGAAGAGGAAAUGGCAAAGACAGGCCUGAUGGGAGGAGAAGGACUGGUACUGUUCGGUGAGAACGCCGCUUUGCCUCAUGGCUCAGGGACUGAUCGCAAAUUGAUCAAAAGCGAGAUGGUGCUCAUAGACGCAGGAGGGAAAUGGGGAGGAUAUGUGUCAGAUAUAACCAGGACGUUCGCUCUGGCAAAUUCCAAGAUUCCCCUCUCCCACAUAGAAAUUUGGGAGGCAGUGCAUAAAGCCCAACAUGCGCCUUAUGCGUACCUCAAAACAACGAAUACCACCAUCCCAGCGACGUUUGCACAGCUCGACAAGGCUGCGCGCAGUGCAAUUGACUCUUGGGCCGGUUCAACAGCCGGCACCGAUAUCCCUAAUUUCGACAUCUUCACCCAUCGUCUGGGCCAUGGUAUUGGAAUAGAAGGGCACGAGUCCCCAUACUUGAUACAAGGGUCGUUGGGCGAAAGGCAAGUCCGAUCCGGACAUGUGUUUAGUCUUGAGCCGGGAAUCUAUCUGCCGAUAAAUGGGAAGCCCGUGAAUGGUAUCAAUGGCGUCGGCGUGAGAUUGGAAGACUGCUUCGUUGUUACGGAAGAUGAAGAUGGUGGAUUCAAAGGAGAGUGGUUGUCUGGGCCUGUUCAGAGCUGGGGGGAUGUCUAACUGGGCAAAAACGAGGAGAUAAUGCCAGCAUAUGGAACAAUGCACAUGCGUGUAGUGGGUGAUCAUUCGCUGUUUUAUCGUUGUAAUAUCGUACUUUUUUCUCUGUGCCAGGUACGGCGGCAUAUGCAGUACGUAGUCGUUCGGACGCGCAUAGAUA
This is a messenger RNA of Cryptococcus deneoformans JEC21, 1847 nucleotides long. RefSeq lists its product as hypothetical. NCBI's taxonomy places the organism in Eukaryota, Fungi, Basidiomycota, Tremellomycetes, Tremellales, Cryptococcaceae. Bases 149 to 1690 code for a protein of 513 amino acids. The record is from RefSeq and is a predicted model, not a curated record. The transcript has 4 exons.